CCAGGGGCGGGUCGGGGCCAAACCGACGGGAAUCAAAAUCCCAUCACCACCACCACACGCUGGCACUUGUACUUCUUCUCGUCAGCUAAGUAAAACGAAACUCACGCGAAACUGGGAAAGACAAAAUGGGAGAAACAGCAGGCCACCUCAGUCCAGUCUACCUGGACAACAUCGACAACUUCCUCAACGCGAGCAACGUCAUACAAAUCCCGUACAGCGACUUUGGCAAGGCCGCGACCAUCAACACCGCCUCCAUCGACGGCUAUGACUGGACGAAGCCGUUUCCCGGAAGCGCCGUCGAAGGGCACGAGGCCCAUCUCUACGUGACGCGCGACGUCCCCGUCCCCGACGACCUCUCCAAGAACUCGACCACGACCGUCUCCGCAUUGACCUUUAGCAUCCCGGCCAGCAUGACCAACUCGUCCGCCCGCCUGCCCGUCGACAUGGAUCCCUCGUGGUACAUUUGCCGGCACCUAUUCGUCAGCACCAACGAACAAGCCAGGAAGUCCGUUGCGGAGGGCAACAACUGCGACUUCUUGGAUGACACCUGCCGCCUCGACCUCAUCAACAGCCUGACGAGGCGCUGGGGCAAGGAGGACGGCCCGGUCAUGUGCUCGGCUAGGGCAGCUGAUUCGAUCCCGGCAAGCUGUUACGACUCCUUUGGUCACUCCCGCCAAGACGUCAUCGGGUUCGAUUCCAAGCAACUGGCCGAUUCGAACGCGGCCCCUCUUCUCACCUCCGACAAGUUGCUUGAAGGGACCUGGCGCAUGGGAACCGGAUAUAACGAAGCCCACGAUCGGCACGCCUAUGCGACCGCCGCGAACCGCACCUAUCUCAUUGCCACGGUUUGGGGCUACGCUCGAGACAUCGACCCGAAGCAUGUUCAAACGCCGCAGGUGUCUCUCUCGUGUCUGUCAGCGUGGUCACCACACGAUGCUUCCCAAUCGGCCUCCGCGUCGGGUACCGCCACGACAUCAGCAAAGCCCUCGUCGACGUCUUCGUCAACAGCCAGCAGGACUGGGUCCAACUUGGCGCGAAAGCUUGCCGCCGCUGCAGUUGCGAUCACGGCAAUUUCCCUUCUGAGCAUGUGAGAGCGGCGCACACCGCGCCGAAGCACCAGCGGUGCGGAACAUCUGGUCCAGCUUUGUUGUUAUCGCUCACUCCGCCCUCGACUCAAUGAUGAGGCGUUAUUAGGUAGCCAGUCUGUUUUGGAAUUGCAUAUUGUUCAACGACGCAUUUAAAAUCCUUAAUUAGCU
Messenger RNA from Purpureocillium takamizusanense, 1256 nucleotides. RefSeq lists its product as uncharacterized. The transcript has 2 exons. NCBI's taxonomy places the organism in Eukaryota, Fungi, Ascomycota, Sordariomycetes, Hypocreales, Ophiocordycipitaceae. The coding region runs from base 126 to 1091 and encodes 321 amino acids. The record is from RefSeq and is a predicted model, not a curated record.